This is a messenger RNA of Aureobasidium subglaciale EXF-2481, 2194 nucleotides long. RefSeq lists its product as uncharacterized. Gene Ontology annotation, cellular component: membrane. Bases 356 to 2026 code for a protein of 556 amino acids. Gene Ontology annotation, molecular function: antiporter activity. Lineage: Eukaryota; Fungi; Ascomycota; Dothideomycetes; Dothideales; Saccotheciaceae. The transcript is spliced from 3 exons. Gene Ontology annotation, biological process: proton transmembrane transport. The record is from RefSeq and is a predicted model, not a curated record.
GAUGGGGGGCAAUCAAGGUGUUGGGGCCGCACGGCCUGCUUCGCCAUCCUCGCCACUUGCACUCUCUCACCUAGCGGAGCAUCCAACGACAGGUCACAUGCUCAUUGCUAGUCUGCUAUGCUUAACCAAUUUUUCGAUACUCUCCUGGGCAGUGCAAUGUGUUGAGUACUCAUGUUCGAGGCUUGACUUCCAAUGUUGUCGCGCCAAGUGAAGCGUUGACGUCGUAUUUCGCGCAUUUCUUCGCUGAUGGCCAACCCAUAGAAAAGAACAUGAACUCAUUGUGAAUUUGGACAUAAGAUAGACAACCGGCAAGCCAAGGGUUGAGAAACAUCUCCUUACUCCAAUCACCAUCAAGAUGGCGCUUGCCGCGCUUCCUUACCACGAGCCUGACAUCGUGACAGUUCUCAUCCAGGCGUCCUUCUUACUCGUCCUCAAUGGCAUCAAUUGGGUUCUUGAUAAUGCCAUCUACUGUGGUCUUGUGGGUCAGAUUCUGAUCGGCGUGGCCUGGGGUACGCCGGGUGCCGAAUGGCUGUCGGAAGAGAUUCAGAAUACUGUAAUGCAGUUAGGCUAUCUUGGUUUGAUUCUCAUUGUUUACGAAGGUGGCCUAUCGACGUCUUUUGCAUCCCUUUGGUCAAACAUCUAUCUUUCUGGACUCGUAGCUCUUAUUGGUAUCACCUUGCCUAUCGGCAUUUCGUAUGUUUUGAUGGGACUGCUAGGGGCAACUCCCGUUCAGGCUUUCGCUGCUGGAGCUGCACUCUGCUCGACUUCUUUGGGCACCACCUUCACUAUUCUCAGCACCAGUGGGCUCGAGAAAAGCAGACUUGGCGUGAUCUUGUCCAGUGCUGCAAUGCUGGACGAUGUAGCUGGCCUCGUCAUGGUGCAAGUCAUCUCCAACCUUGGGCAAUCUGCCGACUCCUUCUCUGCCGUCACAGUGAUCAGACCAGUGUUUGUUUCCAUCGCCUUCGCGGUCAUCGUGCCCGCUGUCUGCUGGGCAGUGAUCAAGCCUAUCACCAAGCGUAUCUUUGCUCAGACAGCAGCCGCACAGAAAGAACAGUCAAAACUGCGUAUUUGGGCUUGCACGCCUGUUGCAGCUUUCAUUGCCCACACUUUGGUACUGUUGGGUCUCGUUACUGGAUCGACCUAUGCGGGUACAUCCAAUCUCUUCGCAGCUUAUAUUGCCGGAGCUGUUAUCAACUGGUGGGAUGCUCUUGUCAGCACUACCUUGCAAGAGCAACGCACUGGAGCCGUCGCGGAAAACAAGAAGUCCAAAAGGAAAAAUAUCUCUCCUACAUCAGCAGACGGCGUCGCACAUUCAAGUUCUCCAUCGUCUGAAGAGUCGACUUCGGAGACCACCGCGACUCAGCCUGUAUCCGCGACGCACGAGAAGUUGAGAGGUGCCGUUAUCUACGAGCACAUGUAUGCACCAGCCGUGAACGCCAUCUUGAAGCCCUUCUUCUUUGCCUCAAUCGGCUUCUCAAUCCCCAUUACACAGAUGUUCAGCGGUGCAAUCGUAUGGCGUGGUAUCGUCUACACCAUCCUCAUGAUUGUAGCCAAACUGGCCUGUGGUCUCGUACUCGUACGCUUCUCAAGCACACCAACAAAAGUGCAAAUACCCGAGAGCCAGCAAGCCAUCGAAACAGCAUCAGCCAACGAAACUGCAAUUGCUUCACCUACCGCGCAGCAACCUCCCUCAGCAAACUCCAAGCGCAAAAGACAAGCGCCCCGUAAACUGCCAAAGCCACAAUCCCUAUACCCAUCCCUAAUGUUAGGAAGUGCAAUGGUAGCACGAGGAGAAAUCGGCUUCCUAAUCUCCUCAUUGGCAGAAAGCAAUGGCGUCUUCGGCAGCACAGAAGACGGUAAAAGUUCAGAUAUUUUCCUCGUAGCGACCUGGGCAAUUCUGCUCUGCACAAUCAUCGGUCCUGUCAGUAUCGGCACAAUGGUAAAUAGAGUCAAGAGACUUCAAAAGGCUAGAAAACACAAUACGGCAAAACCUGAUCCGUUGGGUGGGUGGGGAGUGGAAGGCUAGAUUUUCUUUUGCACAUUACUAGUUUACGAUAUAGAUGAUCAGAUAUUUUCAAGGACAUGACAUGGGUUUUUCAAAAUCUUGUUUUGGAUGAUUGCGCGUUGAGUAGAAAAGAAGGUUAAAUGGUUGCUUAUCGCAACGGUGAUAGCGUCGACAUGGCGUUGAAGAAAU